Molecule: messenger RNA, 2737 nt
Organism: Monosiga brevicollis MX1
Lineage: Eukaryota; Choanoflagellata; Craspedida; Salpingoecidae
Exons: 2
Coding region: 1-2421 (806 amino acids)
Biological process (GO): intracellular signal transduction; protein phosphorylation
Cellular component (GO): nucleus
Molecular function (GO): protein serine/threonine kinase activity; ATP binding
Source: RefSeq, a predicted model, not a curated record
AUGGAGCAACAGGAAUUCAAUUUUCUUCUGCCAGUCAUAUGUGAAGGCACCUGCAGCAACAGCAAGUUGGCUCCACAAGAGUGGCGCAAGACCAAAGUCAUGACAGAACGCUGGGUCGUUCCCGCUCCCGUGCACGGGCAGCAAGAACAGUAUCAGCAGCAACAACUGCAGCCACCUGCUCAACGUGCAAAACCACCCAAGCUCUCACCGGCCCUCAAGCGUAGUUCACAGGAAUACUGCCAUGGCUACAUUGAAUAUCAGAGCCUGGCCCGCUUUUGCACAACCCCGAGGACUUCCGAGGAUGCGACAGCCGUGCCCCCAACUAGUGCUCUUGAUGCACCUUUGCUUGAGCUCCCAUCCCCGACCAUUGCCACCGCUUCAGCCGGGUCAUCCAAUGGCGCCGUCGCUGCGGGCUCCAAUGUAGCAACAGACGUCCCAUUUAUUCGACAGGGAGGGCGUUCACGCUCACACCACCACCUGCCCGCCAAACCCGUGGCACCCCAACAACCCCGGCGCCAUAGCGCACACGUUGUACGGCGUCAUCGCCCUGUUGGAUGGAACCAGCGAGCCACUUUGCUUCACCAGCCCCACCACCUCGCAGAAAUUGCCGAAGUGGCCGGUCCCAUCGAGUCGGAGUUGGAGCACCCAACCUCAUUGGAGCUUCAGCUGGCGGCUGCUGCUCAGCUCGGCAAUGAGCGCCGUUUACAUGCAGCUCAGCUCAAGGUCGAAGCCAGCGCCCGCCAAGGUGCUUCCAAGAACACCGUCCACAGGCAAUCUUCUGACCUGGCUGAUACUACCACCUCUGCUAUUUCACCACCUGGCGGCCAUAUCCAGUGCUCAAUCUCAAAGAAGGCUGACUUCGGGAACAAUUCUUUAGUGCCAAGUCACACUCUGACGCAGGAACAGGAAGACGAGAGCAACGAGGCUGAGGAUAUCGAAUCAGAUUGUGAUACUUCCAGUCACAGGUCGGAAGAGGAAGAGCCGGAGAUGGAAGACGAUAGCGAGGAUUUUGAUCAGGAAGACCGGACGGACAAUGAUGCAAGUAGGGCUUUAACGCGCCGCCGGCAAGCUCGAGAAAAGUUCUACCAGGGUGCCGUUGCGGCAAGCUUGUCACAACUUGAGGCGCAGCUGCGGCAAGCCAGCAUCAGCAGUAUGGCUGAGGUGGUUGGUCCUGAAGAUCUCGACGCUUCAGAAUCUUGCUCAACCUCCUCCAGCAGCAGCUUGUCGGAACGUUUGCCUGACGAUGCUGCGGGCGAGGAGCAUGGUUCAGCAACUCAAGCUCAAAGCCCGAGUGAUGCAUCUUCGACGAGGUCAACGUUGCCCCUCAACAACACUUUGUCUUCUGCGGCUCGCGUCGUUGACCAGUUGAGGCGCAAAAACUCAAGCGACACAGCCUCGGCCAACACAGCAUCGGAGCCUGCUGGGACCGUGGCGUCAGCUGGUAGCAAUGCACACGCAAGAACGACUCUGUAUCACGGGCGUUUUGCUGUGGUUGGGACCCUGGCGUCCCAACGCAACUCGACGGUGUACUUUGCCGUCGAUACGCUCACCGACGAUGCUGUUGUGAUCAAGGGCGUACUACUGAGUGCUCCAGGCCAGCCUGCUCAGAAUGAGCUCCGUGCCUAUCAACGUUUGGCCCAUGCUGGAUAUUUAGGCGUCAUGCGCCUGCAUUUCGAAGAGGACAAGCAUUGUUUCAUUGUGCUUCAGCACAUGACCGGUGGCACCCUUUUUGAUCGCAUCAAGCCCCAAAGCCUGCAUCAGGUCACACAACGCCAAGCGCGACAAUGGAUGCUUCAACUGGUCUUGGCCCUGCAAGAGGUGCAUGCAGCUGACUUGGUGCAUGGUGAUGUCAAGCCAGAGAAUUGCCUCCUCGAUGAAGAAGGCAACCUGCAUCUCCAUGACUUUGGUUCCUCCGUCCAACAAGGCACCAUUCAUCUCGAGCGUCUCAUCCCCGGAACCGAACUGUACAUGUCUCCCGAGUCCUUUCAUCGUGCCCCAUGUGCCGCCGAGCAAGAUAUUUGGGCUCUGGGACUUGUUUGGUAUGCGGUGCUGUUUGCCGAUCUUCCCUGGGACCGCGCCCGCCCCAGCGACCUUCACUAUCACCGCUAUUGUGUGACUGGACGUCUUCCCGGACCAAGCAGUGCCCUGGCUCUAAUUACCGACGACCUUCACGAACUGCUACUGCGCAUAUUGGCCCCUGAUCCGACAGAGCGACCUUCGCUGGAUGACAUUUGGGGAUUCUUGGCUGCAGAGCAACCCUGGUUUCGUCCUCCCGGCGCACGAGGAUCCUUCAGUCGCGCUCACCCCCCUCAUCCUCUGAUCGAUGCACAUCGCGCCCCACGUAACUCUGCCCCGUCCAUUGCACGGCGGCACAGUCGUUCCAUGACGUCAAGCUUCUUCAAGCGUGUGGUUACGCUUUGAAGCUCUUCCACGGCAUGAAGUCAACGUACCACAACGCCUGCACUUUCGGACUGGCUCGGGAGUCGAGCCCAUGAAUUGUUUUACGAUCGAUUUUUGUUUCCUGCACUCUUGAAUUGUUCCCGCAAGCAAGCGAUCGAGAUAUGCUGUCUUGCUAUGCGCCAGUUGUGUGUGUGCCCCUUCAUUAUGAUAUCCCUAUUCCUGCGUGCUCUGUCUUUGCUGACAAAGGGGGCCCAAGAAAGAUGACCCGGCUGAAUCUGAUGCGCUGUUUCCGUACUUGUUGAUAGUCGUAUUGAACAUAUAAGGCUUGGAUUGGAAA